GGAGCUGCUGACACUAACAGUCAUUAGCUGAAGACCCUUUUGUAAGAAACUAUGCUUUAAAAUAUAAACGGUGGAGGCAUUCUCCUUGCAUUGUCCAGAAGGAACUUUCUCCUACGUGAGCCUGGAUUAAUCAUGAGAGAGCUCGUCAACAUUCCACUGGUACACAUCCUUACUCUGGUUGCCUUCAGCGGGACCGAGAAACUUCCAAAAGCUCCUGUCAUCACUACUCCUCUUGAAACAGUGGAUGCUUUAGUCGAAGAAGUGGCUACUUUUAUGUGUGCAGUGGAAUCCUAUCCCCAGCCUGAGAUUUCCUGGACAAGAAAUAAAAUUCUCAUCAAGCUCUUUGACACCCGGUACAGCAUUCGGGAGAAUGGGCAGCUCCUCACCAUCCUGAGUGUGGAGGACAGUGAUGAUGGCAUUUACUGCUGCAUAGCCAACAAUGGCGUGGGAGGAGCUGCGGAGAGUUGCGGAGCUCUGCAAGUGAAGAUGAGUGAGUGGGAAAGAGAAUCAUCUGUUGAUUUUAAAGUUGACUUGGAAAAUUCCCGCAUUGCAGUUCUUGAAUCUGGAAGUUUGAGGAUUCAUAAUGUGCAAAAGGAAGAUGCAGGACAGUAUCGAUGUGUGGCAAAAAACAGCCUUGGGACAGCGUAUUCCAAAUUGGUGAAGCUGGAAGUUGAGGUUUUUGCCAGAAUCCUGCGGGCUCCUGAAUCCCACAAUGUCACCUUUGGCUCCUUUGUGACCCUGCGCUGUACAGCAACAGGCAUGCCUGUCCCUACCAUCACCUGGAUUGAAAAUGGAAAUGCUGUUUCUUCUGGAUCCAUUCAAGAGAGUGUGAAAGACCGGGUGAUUGAUUCAAGACUGCAGCUGUUUAUCACCAAGCCAGGACUCUACACAUGCAUAGCUACUAAUAAGCAUGGAGAGAAAUUCAGUACUGCAAAGGCUGCAGCCACCAUCAGUAUAUCAGAAUGGAGUAAACCACAGAAAGAUAACAAAGGCUACUGUGCCCAGUACAGAGGGGAGGUGUGUAAUGCAGUCCUGGCAAGAGAUGCUCUUGUUUUUUUCAACACCUCCUACGUGGACCCUGAGGAGGCCCAAGAGCUGUUGGUCCACACUGCUUGGAAUGAACUGAAAGCGGUGAGCCCGCUCUGCCGGCCAGCUGCUGAGGCUUUGCUGUGUAACCACAUCUUCCAAGAGUGCAACGCUGGAGUAGUCCCUACUCCUACCCCUGUUUGCAGAGAGUACUGCUUGGCAGUGAAGGAGCUCUUCUGUGCAAAAGAAUGGCUGGCUAUGGAAGAAAAGACCCACAGAGGACUCUACAGAUCUGGGAUGCAUCUGCUGUCCGUUCCAGAAUGCAGCAAGCUUCCCAGCAUGCACUGGGACCCAACGGCCUGUAGCAGACUGCCAUAUUUAGAUUAUAAAAAAGAAAACCUAACAACAUUCCCACCAAUGAUGUCCUCAAAGCCGAGUGUGGACAUUCCAAAUUUGCCUUCCUCCUCCUCUUCUUCCUUCUCGGUCUCUCCUACGUACUCCAUGACUGUAAUAAUUUCCAUCAUGUCCAGCUUUGCAAUAUUUGUGCUUCUUACUAUAACUACUCUUUAUUGCUGCCGAAGAAGAAAACAAUGGAAAAAUAAUAAAAGAGAAUCAGCAGCAGUAACCCUCACAACACUGCCUUCUGAGCUCCUGCUAGACAGACUUCAUCCCAACCCCAUGUACCAGAGGAUGCCACUCCUUCUGAAUCCCAAGCUGCUAAGCUUAGAGUAUCCAAGGAAUAACAUUGAAUAUGUGAGAGAUAUCGGAGAGGGGGCAUUUGGAAGAGUCUUUCAAGCAAGGGCUCCAGGCUUACUUCCCUAUGAACCUUUCACUAUGGUGGCAGUAAAGAUGCUCAAAGAAGAAGCCUCAGCAGAUAUGCAAGCAGACUUUCAAAGGGAGGCAGCCCUCAUGGCAGAAUUUGACAACCCUAACAUUGUGAAACUCUUAGGUGUAUGUGCUGUCGGGAAGCCUAUGUGUCUGCUCUUUGAAUACAUGGCCUAUGGCGACCUCAACGAGUUCCUCCGCAGCAUGUCCCCCCACACCGUGUGCAGCCUCAGUCACAGUGACUUGUCCACGAGGGCUCAGGUCUCCAGCCCCGGACCCCCACCCCUCUCCUGUGCUGAGCAGCUUUGCAUUGCCCGGCAGGUAGCAGCCGGCAUGGCCUACCUCUCAGAGCGCAAGUUUGUCCACCGGGAUUUGGCCACCAGGAACUGCCUGGUGGGUGAGAACAUGGUGGUCAAAAUUGCUGACUUUGGCCUCUCCAGGAACAUCUACUCAGCAGACUAUUACAAAGCUAAUGAAAACGACGCUAUCCCUAUCCGUUGGAUGCCACCAGAGUCCAUUUUCUAUAACCGCUACACCACCGAGUCCGACGUGUGGGCCUACGGUGUGGUCCUCUGGGAGAUCUUCUCCUACGGCCUGCAGCCCUACUAUGGGAUGGCCCACGAAGAGGUCAUUUACUACGUGCGAGAUGGCAACAUCCUCUCCUGCCCUGAGAACUGCCCUCUGGAGCUGUACAACCUGAUGCGUCUGUGUUGGAGCAAGGUGCCUGCCGACAGACCCAGUUUCGCCAGUAUACACCGAAUUCUGGAACGCAUGUGUGAGAGGGCAGAGGGAACCGUGAGUGUCUGA
This is a messenger RNA of Propithecus coquereli (Coquerel's sifaka), 2658 nucleotides long. RefSeq names its product muscle, skeletal, receptor tyrosine kinase (gene MUSK). The transcript has 14 exons. Gene Ontology annotation, biological process: protein phosphorylation; positive regulation of kinase activity; cell surface receptor protein tyrosine kinase signaling pathway. The coding region runs from base 133 to 2658 and encodes 841 amino acids. Gene Ontology annotation, cellular component: signaling receptor complex. Gene Ontology annotation, molecular function: protein binding; transmembrane receptor protein tyrosine kinase activity; ATP binding. The record is from RefSeq and is a predicted model, not a curated record. Lineage: Eukaryota; Metazoa; Chordata; Mammalia; Primates; Indriidae.